AUGCUUGCUUGCUUAGCUCGUCCCAUUUAUUCUGCAGGCCUCAGAGAAGGUUCUGCCCUUCAUCAAGCGGCUUUCCGUAGGUCUUUGGGCCUUCGAUUCAUCUCCUCAGCUAAGCCCCCUUUGACUAAACAAUCUUCUUCAACAAGACUCAAAAAGUUGAUCCAAAAAUACGGCUAUGUGGGUCUCGGAGUCUAUGUCGGUAUUGCAAUUAUCGAUCUGCCUCUCUGUUACUUGUUGGUCCAUUCUUCAGGUGAAGAUCAGAUCCGAGAUCUUCAGGAUAAAUUCCUAGUGUGGAUUGGUUGGAAAAAUAAUGGUGGUGAUAGGAGAUCUGAAUCUGCACCAUCUCAGUCUGUUUCUAAAUUGCCUGAUGAUAAAAGUUCCACUUUUUGGACAGAACUUGCAGUUGCAUACGCUUUGCAUAAACUUUUGAUCGUUGUUAGGCUUCCUCUCACGGCUGCUGUCACGCCUGCCGUGGUGAAAAGGCUCCUGAAGAUGGGGUUCAAAAUGGGGAACAUUAACUCUUCCACUGUUAAAGCCACUCUCAAGACCAGUAUUGAGAAGGGCAAGUACGACCCAACCGCUUCUAAUCCUAAAUUCGGCAAGCCUCCAACUAAGGGCCAAAGGUGGUUCUUCUGA
This is a messenger RNA of Brettanomyces nanus, 636 nucleotides long. RefSeq lists its product as uncharacterized. Gene Ontology annotation, cellular component: mitochondrion. Bases 1 to 636 code for a protein of 211 amino acids. The transcript has a single exon. The record is from RefSeq and is a predicted model, not a curated record. Lineage: Eukaryota; Fungi; Ascomycota; Pichiomycetes; Pichiales; Pichiaceae.